Molecule: messenger RNA, 1491 nt
Organism: Penicillium soppii
Lineage: Eukaryota; Fungi; Ascomycota; Eurotiomycetes; Eurotiales; Aspergillaceae
Product: transcriptional regulator family TF
Exons: 2
Coding region: 1-1491 (496 amino acids)
Biological process (GO): regulation of transcription by RNA polymerase II
Molecular function (GO): DNA-binding transcription activator activity, RNA polymerase II-specific
Source: RefSeq, a predicted model, not a curated record
AUGAUCGAUGGCAAUUCUCUGUCGGCCUCCACCUCAGUGGAGACAAUCACCCAGCUACUACACUACCUCCCUACUUAUCGGGUACUGAUCUGCCUACGUUGCAACUACGCCAUCCAGCCUGGUGCAGUCGCUCGCCAUCUUAAGGAAAUCCACCAACUUCAUCGUAUACCUCGACGCGCUUAUGUGGACUAUGCUUCCAGAUUCGAACUGGCCCAACCUACUGAUGUCGUUUUGCCUGAUGAAACCCAGUUCCCAGUUUCUUUACUGCCUAUCGAAAACGGGCUAGCCUGUUCCGGCUGCGCUCAUCUCUGUAUGACGACGAAGCGCAUGAAGCAGCACUUGAUGACUGUUCAUCGCAUCUCUGCCUCGGAAAAAGGAAGCUUCUGGAACCCAGUGCCGUUGCAGACGUUUUUCCGGGGAAAUGCUUUACGCUACUUUACUAACCCCGCGUUCUUGGUUUCAUCGCCAUCUGACACUUCCGAUGGGCUGACGAAUACAACUGCAACAACGCCGGCUUCAAGUACAGAUGCCGGAGUCUCGAGUCCUUGUCGAACGUUGAUCACUACCGAUGCAGGCUUACUUGAUUAUUAUCGACACUACACCUAUAAGACCCUCUCAUGUGGCCCUGAGACAGACGAUGCCUUCCGAGUCAUUCUCCCACAGCUAGCCACCCAAUUUCCCUUCUUACUUCACGGCAUCUUAUCCUGCUCUUCCCUUCACCUCGCUUCUAUUGACCCUUCCAAUCGAGAGCAUUAUACCAUCCAAUCAAUCCGACACCAAGACCAAGCAAUUCCCGCAUUCCGAAGGGCAACCAUGCAUGUGGACAGCAAUAACAGCCAAGCAGUGCUGGCCUUCGCAUUUUUCCUCGUGGUCUUCGCUAUAGGCUCCGAAUCAAAUGACCAACCAUUGUUUCUAAGCAACCAAAAGAUUCAAAAAGCCAUGCCAUCCCUGGAAUGGAUUGACAUCCUCCGUAACGGCUGCUCCAUGCUGUGCCCCGUGUGGACAGAACUCACCACUAGUCCAUUGGCACCCUUUACUUCGAUUUGGCGAGAUGAUCUCGGCAUUACUGUCGAUUCUAAUGAUCCGCUACUAAUUACAUUAAUCUCUGCUCUUCUAGACCAUGAAUCGCAGUCCGCUGACUACUUCAUAUAUCGCGACUCCGCGGUCAAGUUGACACAGGCCUUUGCGUUUAUUGAGCGUUGCGGGCCCACUUCGACUAUCUGGAAUGUUCUCAAUGCAUGGCCCAUGCGUGUUAUGCCUGAAUAUCUGGUCUUACUGAAACAAAACAAUCCGGGCGCUUUGUUACUGCUAUCCUACUAUGCUGUUCUUCUGCAGCCAUUCGAGUCAGAAUGGUUUCUUAAAGACCGAGUGAUGAAGUUAAUAAAUGAGAUCGCGCGACGGUUAGAAGGGAGUUGUUCGCCACAGAUCUGGGAGGUGUUUUUGAUGAUGCAGCAGGAAUAUUUUCCUACUGAUUCUAUUAACAUUCAAUGA